Messenger RNA from Hyalella azteca, 4380 nucleotides. Its product is annotated as anion exchange protein 2. Bases 369 to 2933 code for a protein of 854 amino acids. Gene Ontology annotation, cellular component: plasma membrane. Gene Ontology annotation, molecular function: solute:inorganic anion antiporter activity; monoatomic anion transmembrane transporter activity. The transcript has 16 exons. The record is from RefSeq and is a predicted model, not a curated record. Lineage: Eukaryota; Metazoa; Arthropoda; Malacostraca; Amphipoda; Hyalellidae. Gene Ontology annotation, biological process: monoatomic anion transport; regulation of intracellular pH; transmembrane transport.
GACUGAACCUUCAGCAGCCAGUGUGCGUCGCGCUCUUGACUCCGUCAGUUUACUCAGCCAGCGUCUCGCGCGUUGUCCUGUGGUGUGGUGGUCGACCGCAAGACAUAAGUGUUCGAGGAUCACUCAAGCUCAGCGGUUGUUGUGUUCAUGUUCCCCGGUACAAUAUCCAACACAACGAACUUUGUAAAUUAAACUCAGCUGGAAGAAAAGCGAUUGUUAUUUUGAUAAAUUAAAGAUUCCAUUUAGAGAUAAAGUGGAUGAAACUAUGCAUGAACGAAAAUAAAUAAACUGUGUGAAGUAUUGAAUCUUAAUAUCAAGUUAGUUUAUUCCGUGUAAUUGACAAUUUUUCUGAAAUAUUAUCAUCUAAUAUGGACAAUCCAGCGUUCAUCGGAGAUAAUGCAGAGCACGGCAAGGACACUCAAUUUCCUCUUGGCGUGGUUCUCUUGGACGUCGAAGAAACCAACGUCAAGUCCAUCGUGAGUCGGGCUGUGGAGUGCAUGGUUGCGGUCGACCAUGUGCCGUACGACAAGAAGAAAUUCGUCAUCAACUCCCUGCUGGCGGAUUGCGCUCAUAUAAAUGAAAGAGAGAUUCAGAUUAACAGAAGUGAAAAAGAGACCAAUGAUGAUCACGAGACUGCGGUCCCCGAACACGCAAGAAAGGCCGGCAUCAACAAAAUAUUUUCGGCGCACAACAUCAGGAAAGGCAAAUCUGAGGACCACGAUACAUAUAACUCAGACUCGGGUGGUGGCCGGAAGUCAUCUGAAGGCUCUGAAGCAACAGCGGUGCUCGUGGGGGCCGUGGACUUCCUCAAGUCCCCCACCAUCGCCUUCGUCAGGCUGGCGGAGGGCGUCGUGAUGGACAACCUCGUGGAUGUUCCUAUUCCAGUGAGAUUUCUCUUCAUCCUCUUGGGGCCUUACCAAGAAGAGAAACAGUUCCAAGGAGUAGGGGAGUCCAUCUCGACGUUGAUGGCUGACAAAAAAUUUCACGAAGUUGCUUACCGCGCACAAAACCGCAAAGAUCUUAUUUCAGCUGUGAAUGCGUGCCUAUUUUCCACCAAAACUCACGAGGACAGAAACAACAAAACUGUGGACAUGAAGGAACGAGGCAUUAAUGGUGCUGUAUCGCUUGACAUAGAGCCGAAUAUUUUGGUAAAUAGGGCGGGUCUUAAAAAAGAAGUUCGAGAUCCGCUCAAGAGGGUGGGCAAGCCAUUCCAUGGCCUCAUCCAGGACCUGAAGAUACGUAUGCCGCUCUACCUUAGUGACCUUAAAGACGGCAUCUCUGCCCAGGUCCUAGCUUCGACCAUCUUCAUCUUCUUUGCCAGCCUGUCACCCGCCAUCACUUUUGGCGGCAUGUACGCCGAUAAAACCAACCAACAGAUUGGCGUGGGAGAGACGUUGCUCGUUACGUCCAUCAACGGCGUGCUGCUGGCGCUGCUGGGGUGCCAGCCUCUCAACAUCAUCGGUGCUACGGGACCGCUCAUGGUCUUUGACCUGGCUCUGUAUCAGUUUGCAGAAUCGUUUGAGAUGGAGUUCCUGCCACUGAGAGUGUGGAUUGGCGUGUGGAUGGUGGUGCUUGGAAUAAUCAUCUCGCUGUUUGAGCUGGUCACCGUAGUCAAGCAUCUCUCACGCUUCACUGAAGAGAUCUUUUCGACGCUCGUGUGUCUCAUCUUCAUCUACGGCGCCUGCGAGAAGAUGGUAGCGAUCUUCAAAGCCCAUCCUCUGAGGGAUGAAUAUCGAUACGAAGAUGAAAACCGCACAGAAAUCGUUAGCGGGAUUAUCGUUAACGGAGUCUUGGUGAACGGAACGAACGCGGACGGAGUGGUCGUCAAGAGUUACGUGCUGCCACAGCCCAACACCGCGCUGCUCUCUCUCAUCAUGAUGUUCGGCACCUUCUUCAUCGCCUUCAGACUCAAGUUCUUUAGAAAUUCCAAGUAUCUUGGACGUACUGUUCGUCGAGCAUUCGGAGACUUCGGUGUCCCUAUUGCUAUCGCAAGUAUGGUGCUCAUGGAUUACCUGAUAGAGGACACCUACACUGACAAGCUUACGAUGCCUUCCGGCCUGCAGCCGAGCAAGCCUGAACUCAGAGGCUGGUUUAUCAACCCGUUCGGUCUUCAGGUCGACAUACCCGUCUGGGCCAUCUUCGCUUGCGCCCCUGCAUCUCUGCUAUUACUAACCCUCGUCUUUAUCGAGACAAAUAUUUGCCAUAUUAUCAUGAGCAAGCCUGAGAGAAACUUGAAGAAAGGCAGCGGCUUCCAUUGGGAUCUUUUCCUGACAUGCAUCCUCAACCUCAUCUCCGGAGUCAUGGGAGCGCCAUUCAUGACGGCCGCUGUAGUGCGCUGUGUGACUCAUGCUGCGUCACUCACCAUCGUCGACCCCAACAACCCAGCCAAGGCUAUCGGAGCUCACGAACAAAGACUAAGUGCAUUUGCGGUAUCGGUGAUGGUUGGUCUUGCGAUCUUAUUAUCGGACGUCCUCAACCUGAUCCCAAAUGCCGUGCUGUACGGCGUCUUCAUGUACAUGGGCAUAUCAGCCAUCACCAGCAUCCAGUUCUUCCAACGCUGCAUCCUAUUUUUCGUCCCCGUCAAGCAUCAUCCCAAAGACAUGCCAUUCGUUACGGACGUGUCCACAAAGAAGAUGCAUCUCUUCACGAUCGUCCAGCUCUCGAUGAUCGCGGUGCUGUGGGUGGUUAAACAAUCCCCAGCGUCCCUGUGUUUCCCCUUCAUCCUCAUGAUCCUCGUCCCUAUUCGCAUGUUCCUUCUGCCCUACAUCUGGACCGCUAAUGAACUCUUCGCUCUGGACGGCGGGGCCCCUCCCAAGACCGACGACGAGCCAGAUUUCUACGAAGUUUCCCACAACAUCGGCAGCUUCCGUGAGCCGCCGGCCGCCUCGGAGAUUACGCCGCCUACGACGCAAAAUUCUGUGCAGAGAAACUAAGUCAUCAAGAGAAAAAACAUAGGGCGUUUUCAGUGUUCAAAUUAAUCUAUGUAAUUUAUCGAAUUAGUCGCCAUUGCUGCUUAUUUCCGGAAAUAAUGAGGCGCCCAUUAUCAGUUAAUUAAUUACCCAACCAUUUUCUUUGCGACAGUGAUCGGUCUUCUAAUCCAGAAUAUGACUGGAAAUCAAAUAUCAAUACCAAGUUACAUCAUACCUCAUACUUGAGGUGCAGACAGAUUAAAAAUUGCCGUUUCGAUGAAGACAAUGAAUUAGAUUCGUGUGCUAAAAAGAGGGGAUUAGAAGUAUGAAACCUAUCGUCAUUGCCAUGAGUACUCUUAGGGGUAGAAUUCAACACAGCCAUGUAAUUAAGUGUAUAUGAUUAAUUGAUGUAAAUAGCCCUGAUUAUGUGUAGUUCAUAAUGUGUAUUAUUUUAUAUGUCUAAGCUUGUGAUAUUCACAACCUUUGUAUAAUCAUUAAAGAUUUAAUUAGAAAAUUUGUCGAAUCAUUUUAAUAACGAAUUCUCCGUUAAUUGCAAGCAUUUUCAUCAAUGAUUAUUGCGUUCGAAUGCAAUACCAACUCGACUGAUUUUUAUAUCCCGUGCUAUAAGAGAACCGCAUCCAAGAGAUUACCUGCUUACCAAGGUAUUAUCUAAAUAGUGACAUUGUUAUUAAUCUUAAUCAAAUGAAACUCAGAAAUUUAUACAUCGGUUCGGGGGUAAACCAUGCGCGGGCAGCUCUGCACGAGGAAAUCCAAGAGAGGUUUCGCCCGCCGCUUCUAAUUGAUACAAUUUAAAUUAUACUUUCCUUUGUUAGGUAAAUGGAAUUAAUGAGGUUAUUUAUUAAAGAAAUUGGUGAAUUUAGCCAAAAUCUUUGACAAUUAAUUUUUUAGGCUGACUUUCUGCAUUACAUACAGGGCCCAGUUACUUGAUCCAACUGUAGUUAUUUUUAUUAACGAAUGAGCAUAAAAUUUCACCAACAUCAAGAAGAUCAAAAAUAAUUUAUUGUUUGGAAAACUGAUGCUCCUAAACAGAAAAUAACUUGCAUAAAUUGUAACUCCACCAGUAAGGAAUUCUAAAAAGUAAUACAUUGCAUAGUCUUCCCCAACAACAAGUAUAUCUAUUAGCAAUAGUUUCACGAUUCAUACUGUCUAUAUGUGUGCUCAAAUUGGCUCCAGUUCUAUUCCAACACACUUAGCAUAAAUGUAAAAAGUUUUCUUCUAUUUCAACCUCAAAUUAUAGGAGGCUAGCAACUCUAAUUACGAAGACUUCAAUUAAAUUCCUGCUGAUACGUAUAUGUUAUGAUCGCAGCAUUAAGGUGAUAUUAGGGUUAAAAUACUGAACACGAGAGUAGAGUGUAUAAAUAAUUUAGUUAUCUAUUGCGGUAAAGAUAAGCUUGUAACACAGCUAUUUCGUUGAAAAUUAAAUUACUUGAUAAUGAAUAAAAAAUAAAAA